CGGUGGAAAAUGGAAAGAAAAUUUGAGCAGUGGAGUCGACAUGACAUGGCGGUUUGAUAUUCAACGAAGCACUUGUAUUUUCCCUGCUUUUAUGAAGUUAUUCACAUCUCAAGAAUCUGUGAGUUGAGUAGACUCCAAAUCCAUCAUCUUCUUCGCUUGUGUCCCUCCUAAAGUCCAAGUCUCAAGUCCAAUGUGGAGGUUCUCCUACUCCUUCUGCUUCUCCCUCCUUUGAAUUCUCUCGCGUCUUCGCUUACUUCUUCCUCCUCUUUAUUCUCCAACAUUCUCAAUCCCAGAAUCAAAAACUAGAUCCUUCUUCUUCUUCUGAAAUUCACCGAGCUUCGCAAGUUUAAACUCUUAUGGUUUUCUUCUCGAGAACCCACAAGUUCGAGUGACUUCCCAUCUGGUCUUCGAUCAUUCUGUUCGUUUCCAAACUCGUCUGGGUGUCUUUAAUUUGCAGCGUCCCGAAGAAGCUUCUUGAAUUAUAGGAACAUAAAGGGUAAGCCGGAAUCAUGGGUGACUCGUUCAUGUCUAAUGACAAAUUGAGCGAAUCUCCCGCAGUUGAAGUGACGGGAAAAAUCAUGGUGCUAGCUAUAAUAAUCCUCUUCAUGGUGGUUGUGUUUGUUCUGUUCCUCCAUCUCUACGCCAAAUGGUUCUGGUGGAGCAUUGAAGAAACCACUCCUCCGCCGCCUCGCCGUCGCCGUCGACGCCGCUUUGUCUUCGCCCCAGGGCAAGAUCCGGCUAUUUACGGCGGUCAGAGCGGCGGACUCGACCCUUCAGUGCUUUUGUCCUUACCCGUAUUGGUGUACCAACCUGAAAAUUUCAAAGAUGGUUUAGAAUGUGCUGUUUGUCUCUCUGAGCUUGUCCAAGGAGAAAAGGCGAGGCUUUUACCCAAAUGCAACCAUGGGUUUCAUGUGGAUUGUAUAGAUAUGUGGUUUCAAUCACAUUCUACUUGCCCACUGUGCAGAAACCCAGUUGCUUCUGAAACCCCUAAAUGCAAUAGCAGUUCAAGUGUUCGUGAAAAUUCCGCAGAGAAUAUUACUAGUCAGUCACAAGCAUCAGAAAAUUUUCAAAAUUCAGCUUUAGCUGCCGGGAGUGGUUCAGAGUCUCCAAAUUUUCCAACUAAUGUGUUGGUUUGGGGGAAUCAGACUCAAGUUAGUUCUAUCAACACUUCUUCAGAAGAAGAGAGUCCUUCAUCUUCUACCACAGCUAGCAGUAGCAGUAAUAAUAGACGCCAUGAAAUGAUGGUGAUUGAUAUACCAAGUGAGGUCAAUUCUUCGUCUUUAUCUCCUUCUGCAAACAGGUUUGCUGAAGAUGAGCUGAAAUCACCAAUGACCACAAGACUGAGGUCACUGAAGAGGCUUUUAAGCAGAGACAAAAGCCAUUUGCAAAUUAUAGAAGAGAGUCAAUAGGAAGAACUAAUCUCUGAAAGGUGACGCACAGUCCUUGAGAGGUUGGGUUCCUCCGGGUGUUUCAGAGAGACAGCUCUUGUUAUGACAUGCCAUGAUCCAUCUAAUCCAUGGAGAUAAUUUCUAAGAUGGUAAUUGUUAUGUGAAUGAUGAAUGAUUAGAAUCUUGAUGCUUGAAAAGAGAAUGAUAUUAGUUUCUUGAGUAA
Molecule: messenger RNA, 1611 nt
Organism: Prosopis cineraria
Lineage: Eukaryota; Viridiplantae; Streptophyta; Magnoliopsida; Fabales; Fabaceae
Product: RING-H2 finger protein ATL3-like
Exons: 2
Coding region: 510-1409 (299 amino acids)
Source: RefSeq, a predicted model, not a curated record